Messenger RNA from Oryzias latipes (Japanese medaka), 7568 nucleotides. It is a transcript of the gene scai, whose product is annotated as suppressor of cancer cell invasion. Gene Ontology annotation, molecular function: transcription corepressor activity. Gene Ontology annotation, biological process: DNA-templated transcription. The record is from RefSeq and is a predicted model, not a curated record. Lineage: Eukaryota; Metazoa; Chordata; Actinopteri; Beloniformes; Adrianichthyidae.
AAAAAAUAAAAGGUGUGCAGGAUUAUAAAUUUUCACUGCAACGUUGAAGCCCACUGGGUAUUGAAAGGCUGCAAGAGUAAAUUGUCAGAAAGUUAAUUUUUGCGUUUUACAAACUUGUUUUAUGCACUUUUGCAAACAAAAAUAAUCUGUGCCCAAAACAAAAGUCAUACAUUUUGUGCGCAAAAAAUAGAAAGGUUAACAUUUUACUAUUAGUAGUAGAAAAGUCAUAGAUUAGUUUUAUUAGGAGGCAACAUAACCCCCACUGUUGAUAAUGCAGUAUUGUCUUCUCAGGAACUUUUUGUAGACGCACACUGACGGGGAAGCGGGUUGCCGGUUCAGUCUGUGACACUCCCGCCGCGUUUGUGUCGAAGACGUUGACCCGGAAGCAGCUAGCUGUGGAGCGCAGCCAACCAGCGGCUGUCAUCCGCCUUCCUCCUGCCGUCUUCUCGGCUGUCUCCGGACAACAGCGGCUCCUUCAGCCCACGCUCUCCGCGGCUCCGUCCCCUGCUGCCGGGACUCCGCAGGCACGUCCACACGGCGGGCUCCAGCAGCGGAACUGAUCCACGCUCUCCCCGGGGAUUUGGAGACGCACUCUCGUGGUUCGUUCAGAGAAGCCGACCGGAGAGGUUUGAAAAGCCAGUGUCAUGACUGGAGCUGAGACCGAGGAUGACAUCCCAUUAGCCGAAAGAAAGACCGUCACCGAUUUCUGCUAUCUGCUGGACAAAUCCAAACAACUCUUCAAUGGGCUGAGGGAUCUUCCACAGUAUGGACACAAGCAGUGGCAGUCCUACUUCGGGAGGACCUUUGACGUCUACACAAAGCUGUGGAAGUUCCAGCAGCAACACAGGCAGGUCCUGGAUAACAGGUACGGCUUGAAAAGAUGGCAGAUCGGAGAAGUUGCAUCGAAAAUUGGACAGCUUUACUACCAUUAUUACCUCCGCACCUCAGAGACCAGUUAUCUGAACGAGGCUUUUUCCUUCUACUCGGCCAUCCGUCAGCGCUCCUACUACUUCCAGGUCAACAAGGAGGACAGGCCUGAGCUGGUGGUGAAGAAACUUCGAUAUUAUGCGCGCUACAUUGUUGUGUGCUUACUGCUUAACAAGAUGGAAUUGGUCAAAGUGUUGGUGAAGGAGUUGUCUGAAGAAAUCGAGGAUUACACGCAGCGGUUCAACACAGAGGACCAGCUGGAGUGGAACCUGGUGCUACAGGAGGUGGCAGCUUUCAUAGAGGCAGAUCCCACUGUGGUUCUGAACGACAACAACUCCAUGGUCGUCAUCAGCCACCGACUGCAGGAUGAAAGCGCUCCCCCACUGGAGCAAGGCAUGGUUGUUGGGCAGCUCGUCCUUGCAGACGCACUGAUCAUCGGGAACUGUAACAACCAGGUCAAGUUCAGUGAACUGACCAUCGAUAUGUUCCGCAUGCUUCAAGCCCUGGAGAGGGAACCAGUCAACUUGGCCACACAGACCUCUAAACAGGGAACACUGGAACCUAAUGAAAAACCAGCUAAAAGAGAAAAUCCACACAAAUAUCUGCUUUAUAAACCAACUUUCAGCCAGCUGUUUACUUUCCUGUCUGCCUCUUUUAAGGAGCUGCCUGCCAACAGUGUUCUGCUCAUCUACCUAUCUGCCACUGGAGUUUUUCCUACAGGUCAUUCAGAUUAUGAAGUGGGGGGUUAUGACUUUGGAGGGGUUCUCACAAACACCAACAGAGACAUAGUGAACGGUGAGACGGUGCAGAAGAGGAUUCAGGCUCAGAAAGAAAUGCACUGCCUUCAUCCAGGAGAUUUAUUCCCUUUCACUCGGAAGCCCCUUUUUAUCAUCGUGGACUCUUCCAACAGUGCAGCCUAUAAGAAUUUCACCAAUCUGUUUGGCCAGCCUCUGGUGUGCCUGCUGUCUCCUACCAUGUACCCUAAGACUGUACAAGAUCAGUCCCAGCGCGGGAGUCUCUUCACGCUGUUCCUCUACAGCCCACUCCUGGCUUUCUCCUCUGUGUGCGGCCUCAGCAGCAUCCAACGGGGGAUUUGGGAGAGGGCUCAAGAUUUUUUACGCAAAGUCUUCCGUGACAUUGGGCAGAUGAUAACUCGCUCGCGGACCAUAGAUCAAGCCUUUUUGCAGUUUUUCGGUGACGAGUUCCUGCGGUUACUCCUGAUCCGUUUUGUAUUUUGUUCAGCUGUGCUAAGACUUCAUAAGCUUUUUCGGGAGGCCCGGAGUUUCCCUGAGUCUUACCCGGAGCUGCCCAAGCAGGACACGGUGGAAAGCAGCCUGCUGCAGAAGCAAAUUUUAGAGCUGGCAGCCAUGCUGGACGUGCAAAGCUCAUUCUGGGAGGAUUCUUUGGAAGCCUACUGACCUCUUCUCAAAGGGCAGGAGGCACGUGUGUGCACACAGACUCAACUGCCAGAGCCCUCCAGCUGAACUCAAUCCCGCUAUUUCUCUUCCCUUUUGCAAAGGUAACCUAAAAACCUGUUCAACCCCCAAAUCUCAUCUAGUGAAUUUUGAAAGCUACCAUAUCACAUACACAUAGAAUGAGAGUUUAUUGUAAAGAGAAAAAAACAUUUUGACCACCAAAAAGUCAGCUCAUAAAGAAAAAUCAAAAGCUGCACACAAAUUAAUUUUCUAAUUAGUUUAAAAACUGCAGCUUUAAAUCAAAUACAUUUAAUUUGGUCAUUGUAAAGAAGUUGGUAUCAAUGUUUAUGAUGUUUAAUUUAUAUUUGUUUAUAGUGUCGAGCUUGUAAAAUAUAUUAGAUCCAUAAGGUCACGAGCAGCCUGUAAGUCCUCUGUUCUCCAAGAAUGGAGGAGAGCAGAGGAGCAUCAAAACAAGCCAGUCAGUUUCUAUGCCUAUGGUUUAUUAUCUUAUUUAACAGUGAUGAGCACUUACACUCAGAUCAUGCUGGAUCAUUUCACCAGAUCUAUGAUAAUUAUUAUUUCAAAAGAAAAUCAGCAGUAGAAUGCGUUAAAAUUCAUGCAGUGACAGAAGCUGAGUGGCAAACAAACAGGGCAGCAGCAGCAGAAAGGACUUCAUCCAAGAAAUUACCCACAAUUACUCAGUUCUCGUUGUGCUUACUCUGCCCUUUUAUAUUUCUAAUGCACUGUAUAUCUAAAACUGUAUGUAGAUUUUUGUGCACUCACUCACUGGCCUCUGUAAGAACACCUGAGCAAUCGAAUGCUAUACCAUUUCCACACCCUGAUUUCUUUGCUCCUAAAAGAGAAGUGAUCAGUCGUUUCUUGAUUUGUGGUUUUGAAGGGUUGGGGCCUCUUGUUGCUUUGGAAAAGGUUAGAUUCUUUUAGUUUUGGGUCAAACGUUUCUAGAGGGACCACAGAGGAGGAUUUCAGGGAAGGCUCAGAUUGAGGAAACUGAUCUUUUAGGUGAACAGCAGGUGAAACGUGACGGACAUCCGCUUUCCUACAGUCCAGGAGUGACGAAGCAGUUCACACCUUUAGGAGAAGUUCAGAAAGUAAGCACACAAGCCCAGGAGGGCAUCCAAGUCAAAGAAACACAUGAAGUACUUUAGUGAAACUUUUGAGUCUAAGCACAUCUUAUUCCCACUGCCUUCCAAAUAACAGCUAGAGCAUAUUGCUUAUAGAGCACUUUCACUGAGCAAUCAUUUUGAUCAAAUUUUAGAAAAUAUUUUGAACCCAUUUUAUCCGUCAGAGCUCCAUGAAUGCUGCCCGAGACAUCAUGAAGAAAGAAAGCAUCUGUUUGUGGAUUCUAGUAUUUGUAUGCAGUUACAUUACCUCUGUAUCAUAAUUAGGCCCCCACAUACUUCUGUAAAAGCAUGCAUCACAUAAUUUUAUCAAGAUGGUUCCAAUUCUCUAGAUUUGUCAUUAGCUUCUGUCAUCAGUCAAGUCUUCGCAAUCCUCAACAAACAUAUUGCUCUUUUCACCUAUUCCUUUAAAAAGUGAUUUUCUUUUUUUAGUCCUCCUCAUUUUCUGUAGGAUUAAAUAAUUUGUUCUAUUCAUCAAAACAUUCCUUAUAGUGAACGUUCAAGUUCUUUUUGGGACCACAGUUCUCUGUUUAAUGUGAAGAUUUUAUCUCAGUCCUUCCAGGUUUCAGGCAUGUAAAGGACCAUUUAAAUGCACAUUAGACACUGUAAUGGUGCACUUGUUAUUUUAAUUCAUUAUAAUAUAUAUGCAUAUAUAAAAUAUCUAAUUGAGCCAUCUCAUAAAACAAUUAAUUCUGCACACUUAGUGAAAAAACUUCAGCUUUUGCAGAAUUUGACCUGAAGACCCACAAGUCGGACUUGUGAUCAAUAGUUUUUCAUCCUGUAAUUCCUGUAGUUUUUUUAUUGAUCCUUUUUGAAAUUUCCCUAAAAUAUUUACCUUAGGUAUUUCAUAAACUUUGUGUACAGAUGCAUCAUGACAGAAAAAAAUCAGCUGACCCUUUCAUACAUACAUUUGCAAUAAUGAUGUUUACCAGCUUCAUAGACACAUAUCAACACAGCAGAAUAAAAUUGAGGCAUGCCAGGAAACUUGUUAUAGUUACUUCACAUAAAAAUGGAUAUAAAAAGAGAAGAGUCCAGCUUUGCUGAGAGUUAUUGUAUCAUGUUCUAAAAAUGACAAGACUAGAAUACACUUUAGAACAUGUUGAGCAUAGGUCCAGAUGGAUCUAUAAUGCAUUACAAAUCAUUGAUCACAGAAAUGAAGGCCUUCUUGUCUGUUUAUUAAGCCAGAUCAACACAUUUCGAUAUAGUGGCUCUUUUUUUGUGGGUUUUUAAAAAGCUGAAUUUCUGUUUUUUCAUUGCAUUCUAACUAGAUUUCUGGCCCUGUAUAAUAUCUUGGUUACGCCACCAACAGAACCUCCAACUCAUGGCUGCUUAUCAGUCUCUCUAUACCGGUAUAUUAUUUUUGCAUCUGGUUUCUGGUUUCUGCAUCUCAGUUGUCUUGUUUUUCUCAGAUCCUCCUGCAUCUUUCUGGCUUUCUUCAUGAUCAGCAGCAUCAUAAUGACAAACCUGUAAAAAUCUGUUGAGGUUACACCAUUUUUUUCACAUUCUGCACAGAUUGAACAAAUGAAAUCACUGAUCGUUGUAAUGGCAUCUCACUAUACUUCUGACAUGAGACGGGUUGGACCACUUUUGAACGUCCAGUGCGUGUUGUGCCCUGGCAGACCUCACAGUGGUUCGCUGUUAAAAAAUAAUGAAAAGUAUCUGCAGUGUCACGGAUUAAAGUUGAGUCUCAAAAGUUACGAGGUUCUGAUCAGUUCACUUUGAGUUUUCGUCAUUUUUCAAACCGUUUCUAGGGUGUUCAUCACAGAUGCAGACACAGAUUAAACAAAUCAAAUUGUUCUUUUGGUGGAAGAACUGUUCUUCUUGGCUACAGUUUUUGGUGCUGAAGCAUCUGUGGUGAUGAAGGAAUGCAUGGCUCGAAUGAGCAGUGUAGCUCUCUGAAGGAAUGCAGUCGGUCGGAUCAUAAUAGGAAUACUUUAAUUUAUUUUUUUACUUUAAUAGAAAGUCUCACCACCUCCUUAUUUAUCAAGCGCCAAAUUUUAGAGCCAAUAUAUUAAAAAACCUCAUAAUCACAUGUGUUUAUGUGAUGGAUUUUUAGCGGAGUCACAGCAGAGAGGAGCUUGCGCUCAUAGAGGAGGUCACAAAGGUCAAACUGACUGCAGGCAGACCAUCUGAUCACUGUGUUGAUCCUUAUGCUGAAGCCCACCAACAAUACUCUUAUCAUAUGUUAAUAACAAGCUGAAAUAUUGCAGCAACGCAUGCACAGGUACGACCUAAGAGCAUUUUUAGUGUUUAUAUUUGUUGACAUGUUUUGUGUGUACAUAUGAUGUAAAGUAAUGUUUUGACACUAUGUGUUUGUUCAUUUUUUUAGUCAGUAAUGUGUAUUGAAAAUAUGACAAAGGGGGAAAAAAGGGAAAAUGUCUAUGAAGUCAAUUUAGUUUCCAGAUUGUUUUUUUUUCUCUACAUUCCUUCAGUCUGAGGACUUAAAGUGAGCCGGAGGAACGUUCCACUGUGUUCUCCAGAGAGCAGCUCUUUAUACAUUCUCCUCUGUUCUCACAUCCCUUGUGUGAAACCAUUAGAGACUGUAGACUUGUUUUUACGCUACUUUUCUAAGAAAAAAAGGUUUUUCCAGGGUGCAGUUCAUUUGAAUGGUAAACUUUGUCACACAAUGACUGAUUUUCAGUUUACAAGCUGGCCUGUUUUCACUCUCCAUCAGUCCCUGACUAAAAUAUGAUGGCAGAUUUCUUCUGAGAGUCAUGAAGCAGUGAAUUCAGCCUACAUACAGUCAUGGACAAAGGGUACAGAGUCCUAUCUGAAUUCUGUUUCGUUUUAAGUGAAAGUGUGCAAAAACCUAUUUCAAAUCUUAUGAUCGAACUGAGGCAAAUACAAGAUCAAUAGGAUGUAACUUAUUGAACUAUUGUUUAUGUUAACCUAAUUAAACCAGAAAGAGAUAAAAAUGCAGUUUCCAUUCUUCAUCUUUAUCCUCAGGACAGUUUAAAGCACAAACCACAAAACUUCCGACAACAUGUCCUGAAGGCUCAAGUUCAAGAAGGAGAUGCACAGUUGCCAUGCACCGCUUCAUGUUGGUGAAAACCAAAAAAAACAUACAAAUACCUCAUUACAACUGUGAAGCAUGGCAGCGAAGGGCUGAUGAUGUGGGUUUGUUUCACAGCUCUGUGUCUGUAAAACAAGCCCACACUUCUUGGAAAAGAGCAAUAGUUCAAUCCCACCAGAAAACACGGAACUGGGUGUUUCAAAAUGUUUUUGACCUUUGUUUGCAGUAAACAAAAGUAAAAAUGCUAUCAUCCUUUGAAGGUUCUAUUUGCCUGACUGAGAUCCAUGCAAAGGAUAUUAGUUUUUAUGUUUAUCACACCCCAAACGAAUUGAAUGACAAAAUGGAUACAAACCUUUGUCCAUGACCGUGCGUCUUUCAGACAUUUAUGAUUACUAAUCUGUUUUUUAUUGGUGGUUUUUUUAUGCCAGUGAAAGUCCAUAAACCUCCACAGAAAAGGGACCAGUACAGAAUAUUGCAAUUCAAAAAAAUCACUGACCAAUCACAAAGAUCGGAUCACUUGUAUAAAUAAAUGGUUUGGAAAAUAGUGUAAUUUAAAGAUAAUGCAGAUAUUUCUAAAAUAUAUAAAACUUGAUGUGGUUGGAAGGCAAAUUGCAAUUAGACACUCACAGAAAUAGAACUAAACUCACUCAGCAACAUUUUGUAAAUCGAAUCGGCUAGUUUUCAAUCAUUAUUAGGAGGGCCCCAGCAUCAGAAAAGUACAGAUCAUGCCUAUGGAGAACAAAUAAAAGAGUACUCUUCAACCAAGCAACCCUUUCCUCCCAAGAUAUGCACAGGUCCUUUCUACCUUUUACUAUGUUGAACGUGUUAAGAAGGUUUUAAAAAAAUAUGUGACUUGCUUGUUGCCAUUGUCAAAUGUAUUUUAAUAUUUCUGUUUAAAAAAAAGAGCAGAUGGUUAUCUGUAAGCAGCAUGUUUGCUUAGAAUAGAAAGUGCCAAAGACUGGUGUGCCCUCACUUUCCCAUUUUCAUGGUUGAAACAGUUCAUGUCUCAGAUGUUUGGUUUUUCUGUGUAUUGCCAGAUGGAGUAAAUAAAAAAAGAAGAUCUGGCUUCAUAAA